UUAGCGUUAACGUUAAACUUAACAUGGCUUCUCUGUCUGAAGUUGGUGUACUAAGGUGUUAGAAAAUGAAAUGACCCAAUAUUCUUGUGUAUUCAAGAUUUAGGGAUUUAGUAAUGUAAAGUGAAAUAUCGAAGAGUGUUAUGCAGUGUAUGUUAAAUCUUAAAUAUGUCUACGAGAUCUCAGCUGACGAAGGAUUUGAAUGAGAGUGUAAAAGCCUUACUUGGAAAACGUGUGAAAAUACUUCUGAAAAAUGUUGUACGCCUGGAAACUAAAGGAGAUAAAACCGAAAACAGAGUAUUGGUCUUUUCACCAUGCCGCCUCUUCUUACUCACUGCAAAGGUACCAACAAGGAUUGAUUACCACUUCCACUACUUGGAAAUUCAAGCGAUUGAAAGUAAAAGAAACAAUCAGCUGACUUUAACUGUAGGAGACAAAAUAUGGUCGUUCCUCACCAACGAGGACACUGGCAGUUCGGAAGUGGACGAUAUGGUGCAAGCCCUGGCUAUUGCGAUACGCAACAUCUUCCCCACAGUACCUCUCACACACAUCAUCCGCAAGGUGGAAGUUGUACCGGCUAAGCGCAUCGCAAACCUGCGAGAGUCUGAGUUCACGAGAGCGUCGGAGGUGAGAGGGCUCGGCCCUUGUAACGGCUUCUCUACCCAGUACGCCUGCAUGUGUGACUACCACACCAUGCCUUACAGGGAGGAGGUUGCCUGGGAUGUUGACACCAUAUACUUAUCUCACGACACCAGAGAGCUGAGUUUGAGGGAUUUUGAUCACUUAGAUCCCAAAGACUUGGUGCCCAUCAUCAGCGCCCUCGAGUACAACACAUGGUUCACCAAGCUGAGAGCGAGCAACACCAAGUUGACGCAUGACGCUCUGGAGAGGAUCAUUCACAUUAUGAAGAAGAACCUGACCAUCGAACAGUUAUACUUGGACAACUUGGGAGUCAAGUGGGAGUUCGCUCACAAGCUGUCUCUCUCUUUGAUCUCAAAUAACAACACUCCUCUGCAUACUCUGGACCUGUCCAACAACAUGAUCGAAGAUAAAGGUGCCAAUAGUUUGUGUGGAAUCGUGGCCAAACUCUGCCAAGGUGCUAGUCAUCUGAGCACUCCGUUGACCAAGGGUUCCAAGGGGUUAGUCCACCUGAACGUGUCACACUGCGGUCUGACGAGCAAGGGAGUAAACCAGUUGGCGCACGCUUUGUCACUCAACAAGUUGAUGCCCAACACUCUCACCUACCUCAACCUCAGCGGCAACAACCUCAAGGAGGAUGUCAAUAAUCUGUGCAACUUCUUGGCCCAACCCAAUCAAAUCACACAUCUCGAUAUCUCGGGAACUGACUGCACCUUAGAAACGAUAUUCGGAGCCCUGCUGAGAGGGUGUGCCACCAAUCUAGUCCAUCUGAACGUCUCCAAAAAUGCGUUUAGCACCAAGAAAGCCAAAGAGGUUCCUCCGUCUUUCAAACAGUUCUUCACCAGCACACUGUCCCUCAAGUAUCUCAACAUGUCCUACUGUAAAAUGCCACUGGAAGCACUCAAGAACUUGCUGCUGGGUCUGGCGUGUAAUGAGUCGACCACGGACAUUGCGUUGGACAUGAGCUGCAACAACCUCGGAGCUCAGGGAGCUCAUGUGUUGGAGUCCUGCAUACACGGGGUCAGGUCCAUCGGCUCCCUUGAUAUCACUGAGAACAAUAUGGACGUAGACUUGGCCGCUGUAGUGGUCGCAGUCAGCAAGAACAAGUCAAUAAAACACCUUCACAUGGGGCGUAACAUGACCAACAUGAAGGCCAAGCACAUCUCCGCCAUCAUGGACGCUCUGGUCACGAUGAUACAGGAAGAAGACUGUGUACUCCAGACCUUGGCCAUUCCAGACUCCAGGCUCAAGUCUGACCUGUAUAACCUUAUCAACGCCUUGGGUAGCAACCAGUGUUUGCAGACUAUAGACUUCAGUGGUAAUCUGAUGGGAGACGCAGGAGCCAGACUGUUAGCGAAGGCUUUGCAGAUCAACUCCAAGAUCCGCAGUAUCAUGUAUGAUAGAAACAACAUUACCCUGCAGGGCUACAGUGACCUGGCCUACGCCUUGGAGAGCAACUACACUGUGAGGUAUAUGCCAAUGCCGCUGUACGACCUACUGCCUUGUAUGAAAGUCAAUGCGGAAAAGACAGAUGGUGUGAUGAAAAGGAUACAAGACGUGCUGCACAGAAAUGUGUCUCCGAAGAAGUACAGUAACGGACAAGCCUUCAGACUUCAACAGGGGUUCUUGUUGAGCUCGACACAACAGAUGGUAGACAGACUGGUGCUACAAACACAAGACACUAUCAGGACUGUGGCCCAACAGUCAACAGACAAGAACAACGACAUCAACUUGGCUACCAACCUCAUACAGGACGCGGACAACUGCAAACAGCUGCUUCCGAGACUACACGAGGUGGUUCAGAGGUGGGAGGAGGCUGGCAAUCCUAUAGACAUCAAACUGAAGCAGAUCUCUGAUGAACUACACUCAGUCAUCAUCAACUACCUGCAGGAUGGUCUAGAGUGCAUGAUGAAAUGUGCAGAGCAGCAAUGCCCUACAGUACUGAGCAGUGAGAGAGUACAGUCAGAGAUACGCAACACCUGUAGAGACAAGAACUUCCUGGACCCUACCUUUACACACAACGCCGUCACAGAGCUAGCCGGCACACACCUCAUGAACAAGAUCAAUGAGUUAAAUCUUGCGGUUGCUGCCCACGUGUCAGACAAAAUCACCGAUGAAGUGAUUGAAUCGCUGUCCAAGUGCCACAAAUCACUGCUGGGAGAUGUGACCAAGAAGAGGUCGUCGACUCCAGAUGUGUUACGCAUUUCCGACUCAUCCCGCAACGACCCAUGUGAGAGUAUCAGCAUGUCCGACGCCAGUCAACAGUCCGAUCCCUCGCCUUUGAAGCUGGAAUACCUUAAUUUGGCUACUCCCCACAUGUCCACCAAACGUAAGAGCGUAUACGGACGUAAACUGCGGCCCAAGUCUGUUGUUGACAAUAUGGAUGGUAUGUCUGCCGAUGAUAUACCGGAUCUGCUGCCCUCACUGCCCACGAGUGCGGAAGAAUCACUGGACAGUGUGUGUGAGCUAGGAACCCCUGUAGCUCCCCUCCACCACCUGGUCAAGGACCGACCUCGACGUGCCAAGACACGCGCCCCUUCUCGCCCCACACUACGUCCCCCCACACCCCUCCUAGAGGACUCAAUCGUCGACACGUUCUUCAGCCUCACCCCCACCACACCUCUCAUCUCCCCAACCUCGGAUGACAGUGUCAGCUCCAGUGUAAUGCUGGGAGAGACAGAUGUUGUUGACCACAGUCACAAGGACACUCCCAGGUCCGUUUCCAGUGACAACCUGUCUCCGGCCUUGACCAGACACUCACAUUCACACUCACCGCUCGCACACCGCUUCCACUCUGUAGACAGUAGUAAAGAAGAUGGGAGUGGAGAUGACAGUGAUGCGUCAAGGUCACGUAAGGGGAAGGACAGUGAUUGCGACUGUGUCAGCGCAGGAAAGGUGAAAUCUCUCGCAGAAUCUCUUAGAUCACCUAGCAACGGGUUUGCCAUCCCCAAGUCUCCAGUUCUGCGGCAAGUCAACGACGGUGGAGGGAAAGGAAGGUCGCCUCUGCCUCCUUUAGCACCCAAACCUCGCCCGUGGUCCGUGGCUGGCUCGGACAGGAAAUCAGGAGAUAUGUGUACUCUACUGAGUGAUGGAUCUAGUCCCAACACUUCUGCAGCUAACACACCAGACUCUGGGGACGCUCUGGACGACGGUGACACUGCCAGCAUUGGCUCCGCAAGUAGUGAUAAACGCUCAGUCCGGGAGUUGGCUGCUAGUCUCAACAAACAAUCUUCCGUGGCUGAUAAGAAGCCUGAGCAAAGUAGUCAUCCUAAACCACCACGGCCUGUCCAUCCAAAGCCUGCUCUGGACAAGGUCAUGUGGAGAAUGCAGGAUGAAGAAGCGAAACAGAAAAUGCUUGCAGCCGCAAUCGCUCAACAUUUCCACGUUGAAGACUCCGUGGACGUCUAACUUCCUGCUUCCCAAAGACUCCACUUCUGCUGUAUUUGUUAAACUCUAGUUACCGUAGGUGCAGGUGUGCAUUACGUCCGAAAAUCUCUUAAGACUUAACCCAUUUUAACAUUAUAAAUUAUGUUAUAGGCAUUGUUAGAAUUGAUUUCCUUACAUUUUUACAACUUAUGUACACCUGGCCAAAUGUGAAGCGAGAGAAUUUUUAACGCUCAAAAACCUUAUUUAGGUACGCACAUUGUACAUUUAGUGCCUCCUAAAUAUUUCUGCGUAACUUUUACGUAUGUGUGAAUGAUGUUUAAAAAUUCUUGGAUAUGUUGUUCUUUUAUUUUUAACUAAGAAGCUGUAUUUUAAUGUACUAGUGUCAUAACAAAUUGCAUUUUGUAAAAAACAUUUUUUGUACCCUUACAUUCCAACUAGCAUUUUUAAGCUUUAUUUCUAAAACGGACACAAAAUAAUUGCAAUCCUGAAAUUGUUUUUUCCAGUACGCUUACUCUUAACAUUGAUUGCAUUUAUUU
Molecule: messenger RNA, 4559 nt
Organism: Macrosteles quadrilineatus (aster leafhopper)
Lineage: Eukaryota; Metazoa; Arthropoda; Insecta; Hemiptera; Cicadellidae
Gene: LRR
Product: F-actin-uncapping protein LRRC16A
Exons: 34
Coding region: 166-4044 (1292 amino acids)
Biological process (GO): cell migration; regulation of Arp2/3 complex-mediated actin nucleation
Cellular component (GO): plasma membrane; lamellipodium
Molecular function (GO): protein binding
Source: RefSeq, a predicted model, not a curated record